Messenger RNA from Pungitius pungitius (ninespine stickleback), 4279 nucleotides. It is a transcript of the gene ttc17, whose product is annotated as tetratricopeptide repeat domain 17. The coding region runs from base 82 to 3699 and encodes 1205 amino acids. The transcript has 25 exons. Gene Ontology annotation, molecular function: protein binding. The record is from RefSeq and is a predicted model, not a curated record. Gene Ontology annotation, cellular component: actin cytoskeleton; cytoplasm. Lineage: Eukaryota; Metazoa; Chordata; Actinopteri; Perciformes; Gasterosteidae. Gene Ontology annotation, biological process: actin filament polymerization; cilium organization.
CGCACUCGGACGGUUAGCGCCCCCCCCUUGUGGCCGGAGGCCGCACGCGCCGUUGCCACACAGCAAAAUGAGACAGAAAAAAUGGCGGAGCUCAGGAGAAUAUGUCCCGGGUCUUUGCCCUGUCGCGUCAACUAUUCGCGGAAAACGUCAUUUCGGGGGAAGCUUUUUAUCCUUCUCUGCGCACUUUUAGCGGACUCCGGAGGAGCCACGACCCAUUGGGUUGUCACCGAGGAUGGAAAAAUCCAACAACAAGUUGACUCACCUUUGAAUCUAAAGCAUCCACAUGACGUUGUGAUCUUCAUGAGGCAAGAGACUCGUGUGAGCUACCUGAAGAAGCUGGAGAAGCAGCUGGUGGAGCAGAAGAUUCACAUUGAGGAGAAUGAGGAUAGAGACACUGGGCUGGAGCAGAGGCACUACAAAGAGGAUCCAGACUGUGUCAUGGCUAAGGUGCCCCUCGGAGACCUGGACCUAUAUGAUGGCACUUACAUUUCCCUUGAAAGCAAAGACAUCGGCCCUGAUGACUAUGUCGAUUCCCGGUCAGCUCUGCCCCCUGAUCUAGAAAAGCCAGACUGUGCAAAAGCCUUUGAACUACCUUAUAGUAUCCAUGCUUUCCAACAUCUCAGGGGUGUGCAGGAGAGGGCAAACUUGACCUCCCCACUGCUCUCUAAGGAGGAUCCGAUUUUUACUUCAUUGUCUCACAAGCUAGGCCGCAGCGUUGACGAGGUGGGCCAUCGCAUCCAUCAAGAGUUACUGAGGAAUUCGUCAUCCUGGGUGCUGUACAACAUGGCGUCUUUUUACUGGCGCAUGAAGAACGAGCCUCAGAGGGCCGUCGACUGCGUGGUGCGCGCGCUGCAUUUCUCCCCCAGGCAGCACAAGGACGUGGCCCUGGUCAACAUGGCCAACGUCCUGCACCGCGCCCAUUUCUCGGCAGACGCAGCCAUUCUCGCCCACGCUGCCUUGGACCUCACGUCGGAUCUCUUCACCAGCCACUACACCCUGGGCAACAUCUACGCCAUGCUCGGGGAAUACAACCACUCCGUGCUGUGCUACGAGCAGGCGCUGCAGGCCCAGCCGGGCUUCGAGCAGGCACUGAGGAGGAAACACUCUGUGCUGUGUCAGCAGAAGUUGGAGCAGCGCCUGGAAGCCCAGCACAGAUCCCUACAGCGGACACUGAACGAGCUGAAGGAGUACCAGAAGCAGCACGACCACUACCUUCGCCAGCAGGAGGCGCUGGACAAACACAAGCUGCUGCAGGAAGAGCAGAUCCUGCGCAACAUUAUCCACGAGACCCAAAUGGCCAAGGAAGCCCAGCUCGGGAACCAUCAGAUGUGUCGUCUGGGUCAGCAGCAGCGGAGCCUCUACUGCCCCUUCGACCUGCCUGUGCGCUAUCACCGUGGCGAUCUGUUCGAGCAUGUGGACUAUGUUCAGUUCGGGGAGAAGGUGUCAGUGGCCUCCAGCGUGGCCCUCGAAGCCGAGCGCAACUCCACCCAGACGGGGGCCAGCCCCCAUCUCCACCCGUCUGUGUCCGGAGACCAGGACCCUGCUGCUGCCCUGUGGGGCAGCCGUCAGGAACACACACAGGACAUGCAGAAGAGGUUAUGGCCCCAGAGGGCCGACUGUGCCGACGAGUAUCCGAGUGUUCCUUCUGCUCACCUGCUGCCGACCUACUACCUCCCACCUGAAACCCAGGGCCUGGGCCCAGUGGCAGCUGUCCUCUACGGGAGCAUCAUCCCUCGGACGCACACUCUGCCGGACUGUGGUCCCGCCCCCCAACCGUACCCAGCCCUCCUGCCCGCCUCACUAGACUGGCCUCUGGAAGAGAAGAAGCUUCCGGAUCCCUAUGCCUCCCAGGUGCUGCAGCUGCGUUCCGGAGGGUGGACACUGGAGCAGAUCGGCUCCAGAAUAGCUCAAGCUAUGAAACAAGGCGCCGUGCCGCGCUGGCAGCUCCACAACGAGGCGGCUCUGUUCUGGCGGGCCGAAGGCAAUGCCAGCCGCGCCCUGCAGUGUCUGCGCCAAGGGUUGAGCUCGGCCCCCUCCUCCCACCGCCACUUGUCCCUCACCAACGCCGCCAACCUGCUGCUCCACCACGGCCUGACCGCCCACGCGCAAACGCUGCUGGAGGAGGCGCUGGCCGUCAACGUGUCGGAGCCUCACACCCUGCUCAGCCUGGUGAGCGUGCAGUUGGCUCAGGGCAACGUAACGGGGGCUCUGGCUGAGUUCCGCCACAUCCUGGUGACGGCCCUCUCCUCCUCCUCGGCCUUCUCCUCCUUUGCUGGCUGUGAGCAGUGUCGCCACGGCCUGCCUCUGCUACGCUGUCUGCAGUUCUACCCGUUCCUCUAUAACCUCUCCCAGCGGCAGCCCUGCCCAGAGGGCGCCGACUGCAUGGCGGAGAAGGAGCUGGCUAUACAGCUGGAGGACUGGGAGGGCGGCGAGGACAAGCAGGACGCACCGGCCGUUUCCGACAUGGAUGACUCCAUGCUCUUCGAUAAGGUGAUCUUGGACAGCAAUGGCUCAGGCGAGGCAGCCGGACAGCAACGGGCUUCCCCGUCCGACUCGGGAGUGGCUCAAAUGCCCUCCCCCUUUGGAGGAGGAGCAGCUGAAGGGGAGGAGGAGUGGCAGCUGAAGGAGGACCUGAUGGGGGCUUUCGAGGGAGCGCUGGACGUCGGAGGCAAGCGAGGGGACCUGCGCGAUAUCCGGGUGCUUAAAAACGACCGCGUCAUGGGCGCCCGCGCUGGGGGCGGGCCCUGUUUCGGGAACUGCGAGGACGACGAGGGAGCCGAGUGGAUCACCUUCCAGGUGAAGCGGGUGAGGAAGGCGAAGGGGGACGGGAUGGAGAGCGUCGCCACGAACGACGACGGCCAGAGCGGGGAGUCGCUGCCCGGAGGUCACUCUGUGUUGGAGAUAAGCGGCCCAACUAUCCCAUCUCCAGGCCCUGCAGGCCGCUGGAGGGACUACACCAGUCUGGGCUGGCCGGGGCCAGAGGAGUGCCAGCGCACACGGAGGGUCGACCUCACCACCGUCGCCAGCACCUGGUUGGCUGUUUCCGCCAAGAACAUUGACAUCACAGAGCACAUAGACUUUGCCACUCCGCUCCAGGAGCCGGCGGCUGAACCUUUAUGCAACGCCAACCUGGCGGCCAGCAUGCACACGCUCGACCACCUGGCAGGGGUGGCCAACCGGGCCGCCAUCCACUACACGGGGGAGAGCCAGCUGCGGGAGGUCCUUCAGAACCUCGGCAAAGACAAGUUCCCCCCGCAGUCCUUUGAGCAGGUGGGAACGCGCAUCGCUAAAGUACUGGAGAAGGACCAAACGUCCUGGGUGUUAUCCAGCAUGGCCGCUCUCUACUGGAGGGUGAAAGGUCAGGGCAAGAGAGCCAUCGACUGCCUGCGACAGGCCCUCAACUACGCCCCCCACCACAUGAAGGACGUGCCCCUCAUCAGCCUGGCCAACAUCUUCCAGAACGCCCGGCUGUGGGAGGACGCCCUCACGGUGGCCCGCAUGGCGGUGGAAAUCGCCCCGCACUUCGUGGUGAACCACUUCACCCUGGCCAACGUCUACAUCGCCAUGGAGGAGUUUGAGAAGGCCAUGCGCUGGUACGAGUCCACGCUGAAGCUGCAGCCGGAGUUCGCCCCCGCCAAAGACCGACUCCGAACCAUCCAGUGCUACCUGCUCACCAAGAGGGAGCGCCGCCAGCCCUGAACCGCCAAGUCCAACUGUAGAUAACUUUUCCCCACAGCUUCUAUGUUCAAAGCCAGACCUCAAACAAUCCGAUAUCAUCAGACUUUUUUCCUUUUUUUAGGUUCCACAAAUGGGACGUGAAUAAAAACCGACUAAGUUUAUAUGCAGUUAAUUCUUCCUCAAUGUUUUGAAUUUGAUCAUAUCGUCAAUUUUUAUCAUUGUGGGUAGGUGGAACAAUAGCAGCCCCCAGCCUGAAGAUGGCGCCGUGUUUUAGAUUUUAAAAUGAAAAUACACAGUAUUUACUCAUCUCUGUACUCCGAGGUUAGGAGUUCAAACUGAACCCUCACUGUUCCUGCUUCAUCAAAUGGAUGGGGAUUCUCAAUUGUUGCACUUUUAUUUCUAUAUCAUUCCUAUUUAUAUGGGACCGACCAACUUGGAUUUGGCUCCAAGGUCAUUUAAACACAAAAGAGAGGAACUAAAACCUGCUGCUACAUUCGCUUCUUAACUUAUGCAAAAAAGGGUUUUGCCGUUGACCAUCUGUAAAACAAGAAAAAGUGGAAUCUGUAUCUAAUGUACAGUAUUAAAGACAGUGUGGAUUUCA